Molecule: messenger RNA, 2389 nt
Organism: Arvicanthis niloticus (Nile rat)
Lineage: Eukaryota; Metazoa; Chordata; Mammalia; Rodentia; Muridae
Source: RefSeq, a predicted model, not a curated record
AGAGAUCGUGGCUGACAUGGCGGAGGACCCGCAGGGCGGCUGUGCGGGUGUCCCGCAGCACCCAGUCCCCAGUGCGAACCACAGCAGCUUUCCAGAGUACGAGCUUCCCGAGUUGCACACGCGCGUGUUCCACGUGGGCGCCUUUGGGGAGCUGUGGCGUGGUAGACUAGGGGCCCAGGAUUUGUCGCUGAGCGAACCGCAGGCAGCCGCGCAGCCGACGGACGGAGGAGCAUCCAAUGACGGCUUUGAAGAUUCUGCGGUAGCCGCGGAUCUGGGCUGCAGUUUGGAGGCGGCGGCAGAGCUGAGGGUCGUGUGCGGCCUUGAUAAACUGAGAUGCCUCGGUGAAGAUGAAGACCCAGAAGUCAUCCCAGAGAACACUGACCUCGUGACUUUAAGUGUGAGGAAGGGUCUCUUGGACUAUCGGGAAGAAAACAUCACGAUAGACCGUGCCUGUAGACAAGAGACAUUUGCUUAUGAAAUGGAAUCUCAUGCAUUAGGAAAAAAACCUGAAAAUCCAGCAGACAUGAUUGAAAAAGGAGAGUUAAUCCUAUCUGUGAACAUCUUAUAUCCUGUUAUAUUUAAUAAGCACAAAGAACACAAACCAUACCAGACAAUGUUGGUAUUGGGCAGUCAGAAGCUCACGGAACUGAGAGAUUCAAUUUGCUGUGUCAGUGACCUCCAGAUUGGUGGAGAAUUCAGCAACGCUCCAGACCAAGCCCCUGAGCACAUCAGCAAAGACAUAUACAAGUCUGCUUUUUUUUAUUUUGAAGGAAUAUUUUACAAUGACAAAAGAUACCCAGAAUGCAGAGACUUGAGCAGAACUAUUAUAGAGUGGUCAGAGUCCCAUGAUCGAGGCUAUGGAAAAUUUCAGACCGCCAGAAUGGAAGAUUUCACAUUUAAUGACUUGCAUAUUAAACUUGGCUUUCCUUACUUAUACUGUCACCAGGGAGACUGUGAGCAUGUUGUUGUCAUCACAGACAUAAGGCUUGUGCAUCAUGACGACUGCUUGGAUAGAACACUUUACCCCCUUCUUACCAAGAAGCAUUGGCUAUGGACCAGAAAAUGUUUUGUCUGUAAGAUGUAUACAGCCAGAUGGGUGACGAACAAUGACACCUUUGCACCAGAGGAUCCGUGUUUCUUUUGUGACGUUUGCUUCAGAAUGCUCCACUAUGAUUCCGAAGGCAACAAACUAGGGGAAUUCCUUGCUUAUCCUUAUGUUGACCCAGGAACCUUUAAUUAGUUAUAUAUAUAUUUAUAUUAGUACUAUAUAUAUGUAUUAUUCUUUUUCCUACUAUAGUUUAGUUAAUAUUACAUUAUUUAUUACAAGGGGUUGUUAUGGCUUGUUUGUGUUACUGAGAUGUAGAAAUGCUUUUUUUGUAUUUUGAAUAUAUAAACCUUGUCAGAAAUACAACUUCUGAUUCUUUUCUGAGUCCUAUGCAUUCUGUACCCUGAGUGGAUUUUGCUAAUGAUAGACUGCAGUUAAUAAUGCACCUCAUAUGAGUCUUUUUAAAGAAGUCUUUGAAGGAUGUGAGAGCUACACCUUUACUAUGAAGCUUCCAAGGUAAAGACCCUUCAAAUAUCUGUAGUAAGGAGAAAUUAAAAACAAAUUAUUUGAUAAACAACAUCACGAGUAGUUACAAUUUAACAUUGGGCUCAUCUUUAAAGCAGAAAUUAGGCACAUGAGAUGACAAUGAAUCUAAGUCACACAGUAUUAGUGAGGCCUCGUUUCUUGACAGUCACAGAGAUCGAUACACUGAGUUUAGAAUAUUAUUUAAAGCCAUGGCUGGAGAAAACACUGGAAGACUUUACAUUAGCAUGGACAUACCAUAAAGCUUGGCUCACUUUCAUAAUAAUACUUUUGGUCAUAUAAGAAUUGCUAAGAAGAAAUGUCCUGGCUCAGUGGUCCAUUCUUCAAUCCCCUCAUUAUAGCAAAGGCUUUUCAUUCUGAGUUACAGAAAAGAAACCUCUCUAAACAAAUCUAUCAAAAGAUUUUGUGGAAACUUUUGGGGUAGAAAAUUAACAUGUAUUUUAGUAAUAUAAAAUAGAUUCUGAACUAUUACUUUCUCUGUCCUAGGUUUAAACUAAAUUCAGCCGAAUCCUACAUUUCUCUGGAUGGCUAACAAUUAUCAUAUAAAUAAACCAAUGAAGCAUAAACAUCUAUUUAAAAGACUUUGAAGUUUAAAAGAAGGUGAAGCAUGUUUCAUGGACAUAAGUGUUACAAAUCCAAUUUUGGCGACUGACAUGGAGCUGACAAGUGCCGGCUUGUGGGUCUCAAGCUACAAUUUUGCUAUUUGCAUAUUCUCUGACCAAAGGAAUAAAAGUCGUUCAUUGACGCCCUUGCUCUGCGUACAGGAUGGCAGACUUGUCUUCACCUGGCAUCUUUACUCAG